This is a messenger RNA of Diceros bicornis minor, 2487 nucleotides long. RefSeq names its product fibroblast growth factor 19 (gene FGF19). The coding region runs from base 212 to 871 and encodes 219 amino acids. Gene Ontology annotation, biological process: positive regulation of cell population proliferation; positive regulation of protein phosphorylation; animal organ morphogenesis. Gene Ontology annotation, cellular component: cytoplasm; extracellular region. The record is from RefSeq and is a predicted model, not a curated record. The transcript has 3 exons. Gene Ontology annotation, molecular function: growth factor activity; fibroblast growth factor receptor binding. NCBI's taxonomy places the organism in Eukaryota, Metazoa, Chordata, Mammalia, Perissodactyla, Rhinocerotidae.
CACCCGCCGGGUAAGACGCGCUAUUUAAGGCCGCCGGCCUCGAGCCGCCGCGCCGUCGGAGCAGGAGGGCCCCGCGCCUAGAGCGCACGGCUGGCUCGAGCGCCGCGGGCACCUUAUCUCGGCACGCACGGCCUCGCAGCCCGUCCCGGCUGCCGCCCAGCCUCCCGCACCCCUGCCGCCCGAACUGCGCCCCGAGCCCGAGGAAGGUGCCAUGCGGAGCGCGCCGAGCCGGUGCGUGGUGGCCCGCGCCCUGAUCCUGGCCGGCCUCUGGCUGGCCGCAGCCGGGCUCCCCCUAGCCUUGUCCGACGCUGGGCCGCACGUGCACUACGGCUGGGGCGAGCCCAUCCGCCUGCGGCACCUGUACACCGCGGGCCCCCACGGCCUCUCCAGCUGCUUCCUGCGCGUCCGCGCUGACGGCGCCGUGGACUGCGCGCGGGGCCAGAGCGCGCACAGUUUGGUGGAGAUCAGGGCCGUCGCUCUGCGGACCGUGGCCAUCAAGGGCGUACACAGCGUCCGGUACCUCUGCAUGGGCGCCGACGGCAGGAUGCAAGGGCUGCCUCAGUACUCUGCCGAGGACUGCGCUUUUGAGGAGGAGAUCCGCCCUGAUGGCUACAACGUGUACCGGUCCAAGAGGCACCACCUGCCCGUCUCUCUGAGCAAUGCCAAGCAGAGGCAGCUCUACAAGGGGAGGGGCUUUCUGCCCCUGUCUCACUUCCUGCCCAUGCUGCCCAGGAACCCAGUGGAACCCCGGGACCUCCAGGACCACCUGGAACCCGACAUGUUUCCUUCGCCCCUGGAAACAGACAGCAUGGACCCUUUUGGGAUCGCCACCAACGUGGGACUGGUGAAGAGUCCCAGCUUUCAGAAAUAGCUGAGGUUCUGGCCUCCCGCCUGCCCCUGAAGGCCAGGACCCCAGGCCUGUGGUGUUGGCAGAGUGGGCUCUGGCUGUGCUUCUGCAAGUACGAUCUGGGUCCAUGUGCUAUUUAGCUUUAGGAAGAAAUGUUUAGAACUUGUACAUAAUAUAGAGUUUUACAUUGGCUGUGCCAGUUACUAGCAGAUAGACUUGUAUGAUCAUAAAAUAGUAGCCCUCCACCCACCCAACCCCAGCCCCCCUGCCUGCACCCAACGGCUACCUACCCCAGCCCCCAGGCCUGUAACCUUUGCCAUUCAUUGCUGGACAAGUCACUGUGCUGCCCAUGUCCUGCUUGCAUACCUCCAGUGAUGGGGAACUCACUACCUUGGGAAAGUUCUUAACACCAAGCUGAAAUUCUCUGCUGCCGUUUCCAACAGGGGCAGCCAGAAGGCAAGCAGUCAUUUUAAACUCAUGUACAGGUGAUCAGCUCUGUGAAACCUCAGAUAAAUUUGACUUGACCGCAUGUGAGAAUUGAUCCAGAUCUCAACGCCAAGGAGGAUGGUUGGCUCUCCGCAAACCCCUCCAGGACAGAACUGACUGGGCACAAGCACAGCCCACCAGGCUUCAGGAGCCGGGGGGUCCCAGAGCCCCCCUGCAGCCUAGGCGAGCCUUGAGAACUCGGUUACGGCUGGUUCUGAGAUGCACUACUUGUCAGAUAAGGCGACUCACCUACUUCCGCCCCACCCCUUUCUGACAGCCAGCGCCCUGCACAUAGUCAGCACGUGCCCGGGGUUACCCAAAGGUGAAUGGCCGUGCUGCCACCUCUGCCACCUGCUCAGAGAGACAGGACAUGAACACAGCCGGUCCCUGCAGCCCCUGUUUGCCACGGGGACUGUGGGUUUCCAGGGAAUUGGAUCUGCUCCGUCACGUGGAUUUCCCAUGAGGGCCCUUAGAGAUGGAACCCCACAGGCCCACACACCCUUCCUAGUUGUCCCCCUUCACGCUGGGGCUCUGGCACUCUCUCCUUUCUUAAGGGCUGUGGAUAUUGACCUGAAAGAGCAGACGCCGUCUUCCAGAAGCUGCUUUCACUUCCCCAGCCCUUUGCCCUGGGCACCAAGUCAUUCUGUGCCUUGGGGAGGCUUGGCAGCCUCCCACCUUAGGGAAACCCGCACGUUCAACUCAAAAGCUAGGAAAAGGAAGAUCUGAAGGUCCCAAAUCUUGCCAGUAACUUGUGGACGGAGCAGGGAAGACCGAGUCCUUUCCCCAGCACUUAGGUUCCAACGUGCUAUUUAUGAGUAAUUUAUUUUGUUUGAUAUGUACAUCUCUUUAUUUUCUUACUUUAUUUAUACCCCCAAAUUGUAUUUAUGUAUGUACAUGAGUUUUGUUUUCUACAUUAAAGCGGGAUUGUUCGUACCAAAAGUUGCAUUCUGUUAUCCAACUGGAAGGUCUGUGAGCAAAAGGGAGGACGGGCCGGGAAGGAGAUGGGGGUGCUGUGCACAGAAGGAGACCCUCUGCGUGUUCGCCACGUCCGAUACUCUGCGCUUUCUACUGUAAGCUCCUGAUCAUUGCAACAACCCUCAGGGAGUUAGACAGUACAUUUAGGUUAACCAGCUUGUGAUGGGGGCUGGUUUGGA